GUCUUUUUGCAGGUUGUAUCAUAUUUUUCAAAGUAUAAAAUGAGAGGUUUGGUACUCUCAUUCUACUCACAAAUAUACAUAUAUAUAUACAUUCUUCUUCUCUGAAUAUAUAUAUACACAUAUAUUAUAUAUAUAAUGGGGUCAUCAGGUUCAUGGACAGCUAAACAGAACAAGCUGUUUGAGAAUGCUCUAGCCAUCUAUGACAAAGACACACCAGAUCGUUGGCACAACAUGGCCAAAGCAAUUGGUGGAAAAACAGUGGAAGAAGUGAAGAAGCAUUACGAGACACUUGUCGAAGAUCUCAACAAAAUUGAGACUGGUCAAGUCCCUUUACCAAAUUAUAAAAAGAUCAAUAACAACAAAUCAUCAGUUCCCUAUAUCCCAUAUAUGGAUGAAGAACAAAGGUUGAAAAAUCUAAAAAUGCAAUGAAGAUCUGCUGAUGAUUUUAAUUGCUCUCGAUAUUGUAUUAAAGAUUAUAUAUCGAUCCUCUCAAUUCAAGCAAGCUAGGCUAGCUUUUUCAAUCGAGAGAAAGAUUUGCUUAUAAAUUAUUAUUAUUAUUAUUGAUUAUUUUCAAGUCCAGCACACAUAUACAUAUAAGGGAAGAUUAUUAAUGUUGGAAGUCGGCUGGAGUGUCCCUCGCAUCUUUUCUCAUUUCAUCAUGUUCAUAUAUAAUAAUGUGUGUGUAACUUAUAUAUGAAUUAAUGAUACAGUAUAUGCUUCUGAA
This is a messenger RNA of Cannabis sativa, 724 nucleotides long. Its product is annotated as protein RADIALIS-like 3. The transcript is spliced from 2 exons. NCBI's taxonomy places the organism in Eukaryota, Viridiplantae, Streptophyta, Magnoliopsida, Rosales, Cannabaceae. Gene Ontology annotation, molecular function: DNA-binding transcription factor activity. The coding region runs from base 136 to 429 and encodes 97 amino acids. The record is from RefSeq and is a predicted model, not a curated record.